AUGAGAUCGGUUCAGGAGCGGAACAAAAUAACGGAUGACUCCUCAACUAAUAGGAUCUGUUCGAGAGAGGAAGAGUUACUGCACGUAACGACGAUGGAUGUUCCAUCCACGUCAAAAGCAGCACAAACGGCUGAGAUUUCAAGUAGCCAAAAUGAAGAUAUGCAGAAGAUGGUGCAAGGACUAAAGGAUUUGAUGUCGUCACGACGCCCGCCUGCUAGUCGUGACAUCCUGAGGAUAAAGAUGGAGUAUUGCGGAGAGAAGCGCUGCAUUGAAAUGGAUCGACCCGUAUCUAUGAAAGGGCUGCAGGACCACCUACAAAAGAGAUAUGGUAAGACGAUAAACAUGUACUAUCAGCAAGAGCCAGAUGCUGCUGAUGCAUAUCCAGAUCAAUCGGGAACCUACACUGGAAACAUUGUUGAGGUUCCAUAUUCCACCAACUGCUCGUCAUGUGGUGCAAGUCGUGUGUCAUUUGCGAGAAGUACCGGUGAGUCAUCAUGCUCUAGUGGUGUGCAGUGGGAUAUCGACGACAGGAAACUCAGCGCCCAGUCACCGCGUGCACCAACACACUGGAAAGAGGCCAAAUGUAUCGGCAGCGGUGCCUUCGGAAGCGUUUAUCUCGCCUAUGACGUCGACACUGGAAGGGACCUCGCUGUGAAAAAGAUCCCUAUAAUUCCUGACAACAGAGAACUUAGACGAGAAGCCCAAGGUCUCGAAUUCGAUGUUCAAGAAUUAGGAAGACUUCAACACCCAAGAAUAGUACAAUAUCUAGGAGUGCAAAAAACAAGCGAUCGAAUUCUUAUAUUCAUGGAAUACAUGACUGGAGGUUCGCUUAAGGAUCACAUUGCUCUGGUAGGAAGUCUGUCAGAUCCCGUAGCGAGAAAACACACUGCACAGGUGCUGGAGGGGCUUGCUUUCCUUCAUAAGAACCAUAUUAUCCACCGGGACAUCAAAUCCGCCAACAUCCUCCGGGAUUCAUUGGGAAAUGUAAAAAUCGCUGACUUCGGUUCCGGGAAAAAGAUGCAAAGUCUGGCCAGUCAACAAGGGGCUUUCCACAGCACUAUUCACUAUACAGCUCCAGAGGUUUUACUUGGAAAAACUGCAUAUGGAAGGAAAGCGGACGUUUGGAGUGUUGGGGUGACUUUGGUGGAAAUGCUUACGGGUAAAGUGCCAUGGAAGGAGUUUGAUCCAAUGGCCGCAAUGUUUCAGAUAGCCUACGAGGAGCCUAAAAUCGAUUUACCAGCAACAGUAGAGCCAGUUACAGCCGACCUUUGUCGGGUACUUAUGAACAAAAAUUUCGAUGAAAGACCGAUGGCGGCAGAGGUUCUGUUGAAUCAUCCUGCUUUUAAGACAGUGACCAAAGGAAGUACCACUUAG
This is a messenger RNA of Necator americanus (New World hookworm), 1374 nucleotides long. RefSeq lists its product as uncharacterized. Gene Ontology annotation, biological process: protein phosphorylation. The record is from RefSeq and is a predicted model, not a curated record. Bases 1 to 1374 code for a protein of 457 amino acids. The transcript has 9 exons. Gene Ontology annotation, molecular function: ATP binding; protein kinase activity. Lineage: Eukaryota; Metazoa; Nematoda; Chromadorea; Rhabditida; Ancylostomatidae.